AUAGUACCAGAUGUGUUUAGUUAACUAUCGGUAAUAAAGAAUAAUCAUCUGGUGUUGUGCCUAUGUUAUAGUAGGAGAUCCAGUAUUGAUAAAACAAUGUAAAAUGAAUAGAGCCGUACAAUGUUGUGAAGACAUAAGCACAUCAUAUAUUUAGCUGUGUGUUGUUGAAAUAAGACAUUUCUUUGCGAUUCCUGAACAAAGCUAUGUGUGAUAUGUAUGAACUAAACUGACAUACAGGAUACUCUAAAACUGCUCAAGGCUCACACAAUGGAAGAGACCGAUGAACCGAGGGCUUCAACAGGCGCCAACAGGUUCCUAAGGAUCCGAACCAGCGCCAUGAAAGAAAUCCAAGCCUGGGUCCGCAAAGACACCAACUUUACCCCAGACAUGGUCAGAGCCUCUGGACUGAUGUCUGAGAACGUGACAGAGGAACGCAUGCUCAAAUCUAAACUGUUGGAGCUGUCGAAGGAGAGGUACAAGUUCAUCAUGCAGAAUAAGUACGAGCAGAUGGUGUUUCAGGAGAGGCAGAGGAGGAAAGCUGAGCUGCGAAGGGUGGUGUCUGCUUCGGUGGACGGCGAGAAACGUUACACAGUGUCCAGUAGAAGCAACGCCACGAGAACGAACCCAUCGCGGAACACGGAAAAUGUACAAGCAAAACCUCCAGCUGUGGCGGCGUACGAGAAGAGGAUUAAAUCCCAUUCAGUGUUGAGUGAAAACACGGGGACAAUAGUUGAAGCACCGACAGUCAAAGUGACCAUAGAUCGCUCACCACCGGAAGUUGGGUUCCAGACAAAUCCUCCGCAAGAAACGCGAGCUCAGGCGAAUCCUUCACCGGAAGCUCGACACCAUUCCUACCGUUACAACUCCAGACAACUUUCUCAAAGCGUCGAGUCCGACAGACGCACGUCCACCACGUCCCAGGCCCCCACCCUGAUGUCCGGCGCCGACAGCAAACGGCCGUCAACUUCCGACCUGCCCACGUGGAUUAGGGCGAAGAAAGUUCCCAGCAAGUACGGCGAACGUAUCACCAGCAGGACCAGCGAUCCUCGCUACGCUAUGUUGGAGCAGAGGUUGUGUCCCGUUGUGCAGGGACGGCCUGAGUGUGAUGUUGCCUCCCUUGUGGCGUCCAGUGAAGCGCUCCACGCUCACCCAAAGACAAAGCAGAAAGAUUUUAAAAAGUCUAAAAUAGAGCUGAAGGCACUGGAAUAUUUUAAACGACAGGGUUAUGUGUUUUAAGUACAAAGACUACUUUGAAAACAUGCGUUUAAGUACAAACUAUGUCUUUUCGAGAAUAUAUAUUUACCUAAAACAUGCAACACAUGUGUAACGGAAUUGUACAUAGAAAAAAGGUUUUUAGUUUGUAGCAUUAACAUGUGUUUCCUUGUUAAUUAUGUUUGUUUAUGAAUGAAUUAUGAUGAGCACAAGUAAAUACUAUAUGAAGCAUACAUGGACCUCACUACUGCGCAUCUUCUUCUUCGUUCUUAAUUUUUAGUGUUAGAAGGGAUCGAACCAGAGGGUUUGAACUCGAGACUUUUUUCGAAUAUAACAACC
Molecule: messenger RNA, 1551 nt
Organism: Physella acuta
Lineage: Eukaryota; Metazoa; Mollusca; Gastropoda; Physidae
Source: RefSeq, a predicted model, not a curated record